This is a messenger RNA of Penicillium brevicompactum, 840 nucleotides long. RefSeq names its product oxidoreductase, short-chain dehydrogenase/reductase family. NCBI's taxonomy places the organism in Eukaryota, Fungi, Ascomycota, Eurotiomycetes, Eurotiales, Aspergillaceae. The coding region runs from base 1 to 840 and encodes 279 amino acids. The record is from RefSeq and is a predicted model, not a curated record. The transcript has 3 exons.
AUGGUUGGCAGACUUGAAGGCAAGAAUGCCAUCAUCACUGGCGCGGCUGGAGGCAUUGGCCUCGAAACCACAAUUCUCUUCCUCCGCGAGGGCGCAUCGGUCCUGAUGACAGACAUCAGCGACGAGGGUCUCACCAAAGCCCUUGAUAAAGUCAAUAAUAUCCUCCCCGCCUCAUCCCGCACCGGAAAGGUCGAGACCAAGGCCGUCGACGUCUCCAACGAAUCCCAGAUCGAAGCUGCAGUGGCACACCUGGACUCCUGGGGUGGACUUGAUGUCAUCUUCAAUAAUGCCGGUAUCAUGCAUCCCAAAGAUGGCGACUCGGAGGAAUGUCCCGAAGAGAUCUGGGACCGAACAAUGAAUAUCAACGUGAAGGGUGUUUGGUUUGGCUCAAAGCAUGCUGUGCGUGCUUUCAGAAAGCAUGGCAAAAAGCGCGCUAGCGUGAUCAACACUGCUUCGAUGGUGGCGUUGGUUGGAGCUGCUACCCCACAGUUGGCAUACACUGCCAGUAAAGGUGCUGUCCUUGCCAUGACAAGGGAGCUGGCAAUUGUCCAUGCCCGAGAGGGAUUCCGAUUCAACUCUCUUUGCCCCGCGCCUCUUAACACACCCCUGCUGCAGGAUUGGCUUGGUGACGAUAAGGAGAAGCGGUUCCGUCGUGAGGUCCAUUUCCCUUCUGGCCGCUUUGGAGAGGCUAUCGAGCAAGCCCAUGCUGUGGUGUUCCUUGCUAGCGACGAGAGCAGCUUCGUCAAUGCGACCGACUUCGUCGUUGAUGGUGGCUUGACAAAGGCUUAUGUGACACCCGAGGGCCCAGCGACGGAGGCACCGAAGAACCAAGCAGCAUAA